AUGAUAAACAUGAUUGGAUUUAGUCAAGCAAACGAUUUAUCGGAAGUGUUUUCAGCUAAUAUGAAAGACAGUUCAUUGACAGAUUGGACUACUGAUGAAAUCUCUUCGACAAACCAUUUUUGCAAUGAAAUCGAUGAAAUUAUGAAACAUGAACAUGAAGAUGUGAUCGUACUUGAUGACUCGUUAUCAAUUCCGCCACUUGACCUUGAUAUCGACUCCAUAUCCGAUCUACUCGAAAAUCCGUCGUCAUCAUCGUCAUUAAUUACAUCAAAUUUAAGUCAACCCUUGAAUAUCAAUGAUCUAUCAUCGCCAUCAUCUACAUUCAGUACUACGAAUAACAAUUCGCAGUCGACACCGACAAGCACAUCUGCGUACUCAUCACUAGGGAUCAGUCCGAAAUUUACAACGUUAAGUCUGAAUCAUAAUCCAUUUCAACAAUAUUUUCAAUCGAAUAGCUUACAAAUACCGACAUUUAAUCCUCAGCACGAUAACUCCGUUCUUGGAACAUCAUAUCCAUUACCACUGCAGAGUAAUAUAAGUAUUGCUCCGGAUGUCAAACGCUUCCGGUCUGCUAGUAUGAACGAUGGCCCUUCGUUACAUCAGCAGCAGACUAAAAUAGAUCCUCGUCUAUUCGAUCCUUUUGCAUUCAAAAGUCCAUCAUAUAUCGACGUUACAUCUGGCCAAAACGAACUAACAUCAACGUCGGAUAUACCAUUGAGUGCAGCAUGGUGUCCUCGUCCUCCGUCGAAUUCAUUUUCGGAAGUGGACAACCAACAACAACAGCAACGUCGUUUAAGAACAAAAUUAUCAACAUCAUUCAAUGGUGCACCUACUUUUCAUCAGCACAAUCCAACAGUUAACUUUCGACCGCAAACAUUAUAUUCAAUCAAUCAGUCGAUGAACGAAGACCUUAUUCCAUCGACUCGAAAACGACCGUCCCUAAAUGAUUUUCCUGAAGAAGAAAUCACAGAUGACCCAAGUAGUCCGAGUUACACUGUUGAACAACAAAGUGAGCCCGAUCUCUGGUCGGAUGCCGAACAAAACUCAUCAGAUCAUAUACAAGAUGAAGACACGAUUUCCGACAAUGAAACUACUGUUUCAUCAAGUACGACAAAAGCAGCCGGAUUGAAUCCGCCGUCACUUUUUUGGCAAUACAAUGUUCAGUCGAAAGGUCCGAAGACGAAACGAGUUCUAUACUUAAAGGAACGUGAUCCACAUUUGCAUCGUGAAUUCAGCGAUCCUGUUUAUCAAAUAAAGUUAACUCAAACGCAAGGACAGACAUUUACGAAACUUCGCAAAGGUGAUGGUAACGAUGUUACGCCAAAUCCAUUAAAACUAUAUGAUCUUGGAAAACAAAUUCGUGAUCUUUCCAACAAUUCGUCAUCGGUUUAUCAUGGAAUAUAUCAUGUCGAUCAUCAUACAAAUAAUAAUGAUACUGCCGAAGUAAAGAAAGAAAAAAACAAGAUUGCCAGCAGAGCAUGUCGUUUACGCAAGAAGGCACAACAUGAAGCCAAUAAACUGAAAUUACAUGGCCUCAAUGAAGAACAUAAAUCCUUGAUCGAUAUCAUUGCAUCAAUAAAAGUAGCAAUACUUCAGCAAUACCAAGAAGGCCAAUCUACUUCACCAUCUGCAACUCAAUCAUUCGAAAGUACACUCGAUCAAUUGAUCUCUACGAAACACAACCAACGUGUUGCUGGAAAUACAGAUGGGUUUGUUCGAACAAUAAUAAAUGACAUGGAAACUUUGUAUACACCCAAACCUCAACGAAGUUAUAGUCUUAAUACGUAA
This is a messenger RNA of Adineta ricciae, 1788 nucleotides long. Lineage: Eukaryota; Metazoa; Rotifera; Eurotatoria; Adinetida; Adinetidae. The record is from the annotation of a GenBank genome assembly.